GAUUCGUCGGUGCUACGGAUUGCGAGCUGGAUCAAGUGGAAGCUUGACCGACCUCACCUCGAGUCCUCCCUUUCUCAACUUCUUUCUCUUUUUUUCUUCCUCGUCUCCUGUCAGCACCCUGCUGCAUCGCGAAAUCCUCGCAACCCUCCACAUCCCAUCUCCACCAUCACCCAGCACCCUCAUCAUUCCGGAUUCGCAUCAAUCGUCCACGCCGGACCCUUACAUAAGCCGUUCGGUCUACACUGUGCCCGUUGCUCUCCUCGGUCUCCUGACGUCAUCGACAUGGCCGAAAACAACGCCAACGGCAUCGAAAAAGGCGCAAUCGGACAAGGGGCAGCGCCCGAGUCGCAUUCCACACUGCAAUCGGACGUGAAAGGGGCAACGAAUACCCAAGUCGAUUCUGCAGAGCUGUCGACUGCGACCGAGAUCGCUGCUGACGCUGCUGCGGCCGCGGCGCCCAGCUCCGAGCCUGCGGCGCAAGUCGACAGCACUGCGAAAGAGGAGCCAGCCAAGGAGACGGACGAAGCUGACAAAUCGGCUCCUCAGCCAGAGCAGCCGGCUGAUCCUGCGCCCGCCGAAGCCCCGCAACCCACGUCUGCCGAGACUACAGAUACCGCUGCGCCAUCCCACACAAACGGCGAGGUUCGGAGCGCGCCGCAGCCGGUUACGGUCGAAGAAGUGCGCGACCAGGACCUGCCGGCCGCCGCGUCGCCCGCGCCCGCCGACGCAGCUAGCACUGCUCCCGCGAAAGACGCGGAGAAGGAUGCGCCCAAGACCGACGGCCCCGCGGCGGGUGCCGUAGCCACUGCGGAGCCUGACAAGGCGGAAGCUGGCGCGGGAGAAAAGCGCAAGUCGAGCGACGGCGAGGCGUCGGAUGGAGACGCGGCCGAGGAGCCCCGAAAAGAAGCGCGGCCCGAGAAGAAGCGUAAGACCAACGGAGCUGUGGCUGCUGCUACUUCGGCCGCUACCAACGGCGCGGCGAAGAAGGCUGGCCGUCCUAAGAAGGACAAGAAGGCGCCGCCACCCGUGGGCAAGACGGCCAGAAAAACUCGAAGCCAAGGAGCUGCCGAUUAAGAAGGCACGCUUAGGGUGAGGGAUAGAAACGGGAAGAAAAUCUGCUUCGUCCUUUUUUUUUAUAGGCUGUUCUCAAUUUGGGACAUUUCUUUGUAGCUUGGUCAAUUACGGGUUUCUCGAUAUUUAUAACCUAACCUCUCCCCACAUCUGGGAGUAGGAGGGCCUGAGCAACAGUGUUCUUCCGGUCCUUCUUCUCUACCCUUUUCUCCUUGCU
Molecule: messenger RNA, 1288 nt
Organism: Durotheca rogersii
Lineage: Eukaryota; Fungi; Ascomycota; Sordariomycetes; Xylariales; Xylariaceae
Exons: 2
Coding region: 283-1074 (263 amino acids)
Source: RefSeq, a predicted model, not a curated record